Molecule: messenger RNA, 2338 nt
Organism: Anastrepha ludens (Mexican fruit fly)
Lineage: Eukaryota; Metazoa; Arthropoda; Insecta; Diptera; Tephritidae
Gene: Dic61B
Product: dynein axonemal intermediate chain 4
Exons: 5
Coding region: 96-2285 (729 amino acids)
Biological process (GO): cilium movement
Cellular component (GO): axonemal dynein complex
Molecular function (GO): dynein heavy chain binding; dynein light chain binding
Source: RefSeq, a predicted model, not a curated record
UUUACAUAUUUUAUUAAUCAUCAUAAUUUUUCACAGACCUCUCGUUAUUGAUUGUGUUUUUUCAUUAAAUUUUUACAACAACUGCGAACUUUACAAUGUCACGCCGAACUCUUGCUGAAAAAUACAAAAGCUCUCACGUUGCGCGAGUCACUUACACCUCCACACUCAACCAGGACAUCGAUUUUGAAAUAGAUCACCGCAAAAUGUUGAAUCUAUAUGACAAAAUUAAUGGAAAAAGAGUGAAUGUCACGCCCAAGCUCGUUGAAGAAGAAAUAUAUGCAUUGGACAAAGUCCGUUUGCUGCACAACUUCACAGUGAUGGAGUUGAAGGAACUGACUUCUCAGCGUAGCAUCGAUAGUAUGUCGAACAGUCGAAAGAGUAUGAACAUUUUAAGAGGCAAAUCCAGUACACGUCUGGGUAUGGGAGUUAAGGUGUCACUAGAGGAUAUAGUUCAAGCGAUUGGUAGCAAAUAUGUGAUUACCAAGGAAUCGGGAGAAAAGCCACGUGAAGAUUUACUUCCCAAGCCAAGAGCGCGUAAAUUACCAUUUAUUAAAGUGGUUUUGCGUAAGACUGCAGAGAUUUUUUUGUUCGAACAAAACAGUUGCACUGUUGCGAAAGGCAGCGAGGAGGCUGAAUUGGUAGAGCAGGACAACCGUGUCUACGAAUAUCUGACUGCGGGUAGAGGAAAAAUUCGGCGGCGCUCCGAAGCCGAGACGCAGACAAAAGAUAUUUUCAAAAUUACACGCACCGUUAAUACAACCGUUAAGAAACAGACCGAAAGUGCAACUUAUGUGUCCUUCUUUGAAAUGUUCGACACCUACCAAAAGCUGCUCCAUCUAACAUCGCCCACUCUGACUAAAGAGCCAUCACUUAUGGCGAUGAAUUUUAAUACGGGCAAAUUUGGUAAGAUCGUAGACAAUCCGAAAUUCUCUUAUGCGGCCAUGGUAUUGGAACGCAUAUUGGCCAGCAAUUACUAUCAGGAUGGACAGCGACGCUAUCGCAAUAUGGUAGUGCCGAGUAAAAUGGAUAAAGUUGCCGAAUACAAGUAUACGUUGAACCUUCUGUAUCGUCUAAUGGAGCCUACAUUUGAAAUAGGGAAAGGCGCUAAAAAUCGUAAAGCGGUCUCGGCUAUAAGUUUCUGUUAUGGCAAUGGUGAUUUGGUAGCCGUCGGCUAUGGUUUCUAUUCGCACUCGGCCAAAGUAACUGUAAGCAGCGGCAAUGUAUGCAUUUGGAGCAUGAAGAAUCCACAUAAUCCGGAACGCUCUUACGCCUAUCAUGUGCCAGUAACGGCUGUGGAGUUUUCACCAUUUCUACCGUUCCUAAUUGCUGUCGGUUUAUAUGACGGCUCUGUGAAAGUGCUUAACAUCACGAAACCCCAUGGACUGCCUUUGGCCGUUUCGCAACGCAACGUUUUAUUGAGCUCUGAACCGGUGACGGCGAUUCAAUGGUUUCAUGGACCGCAUAAUGAAUCCACCGAAAUCGAUCCGUUUUUGGUAUUGACACGCGAUGGUAAAGUGGCAAAGUUUCGCAUUAUACCCAGCCCAUAUCUAUUGGGUAUGCGCCAGAUGGAGUUGAAUCGUAUUGUCGGUAAUCCUGAGGGUUUACAAAAGCAGUCAGUUAAUAUUACAAUGCAAGGCAAAUACGAAUCGAAUCGUCAUCCGUGUGGACUGAAUCUUGUGCUGCAUCCAUUUGAGAGUGAUUUGUAUUUCAUACUCACCGAUGAAGGUUGCAUCCAGAAGUGUUCGCUCAACCAUACACAUUCGUAUCUCGAAGCGUUGAAGGUGCAUGAGGGCUCCGUUAACCACAUGGACUUUUCACCUUGGUCACCGAAACUGUUUCUAACCUGCGGCAAUGACUGGACCAUUCGCAUUUGGUUGGAGGGCAUAUUUCAGCCUCUCAUCACUCUGUGCAGCCGCUUUGCACCAGUCCAUUGCGCUAUGUGGAGCCGCACUCAUUCGACGGUAAUUAUUGCAAUCAAUCGGGAAACUAUCGAUAUUUGGGAUUUGCGGCGAAAUAUUUUAAUGCCCGUGUCGUCGCAGCACGUAGACAGAUCGUUUCAAACGUUGGGCAAAUUGAGUUUGUGUGGCAGAUCGUUAGCCGUUGGUAAUGAACGCGGAAAUUUAUUGAUGUUCAGCUUUGAAGAUAUGCCUUUUCAGCCGUAUGCUCAGUACAAGGAGUUGGAGAAAGCGAUCUACAAGGCAAUUGAAACUUCACCGACUCUAAUAAAUGAGUUGAAAAAUAUUGGCUACUUUGGAUAUGGAAAGAAAAAGAAUAAAAACUUUUGAUUUUACAUAGAAUUUUUUGGAUGCCUGUUGGGAUCCUGAUGCAAUAAUAAAAG